Molecule: messenger RNA, 3798 nt
Organism: Bombyx mandarina (wild silkworm)
Lineage: Eukaryota; Metazoa; Arthropoda; Insecta; Lepidoptera; Bombycidae
Gene: Rrp5
Product: Ribosomal RNA Processing 5
Biological process (GO): rRNA processing
Cellular component (GO): nucleus; small-subunit processome; nucleolus
Molecular function (GO): protein binding; RNA binding
Source: RefSeq, a predicted model, not a curated record
UCGAACGUGUUUUUUAAUAAGCAAGAACUGAAUUAAGCGAAAACAUCAAUUAAAUAAGCUGAACAGGGUGUUCUAAAGAAUCACACGGGAAUUAAGCGUAAAAAAAGAUGGCAGACGCGGAAGAAUACUUUCCGCGAGGUGGAAAGAAGCCUACCGGUGCACAUUUUAAGCAGAGUGGCAACUUUUUAGGUGUUGCAGAAAAAGCAGAAAAAAAGAAGAAAAAACCUAAGAAAAAGUCUGAGGGUGAUGACGGAUAUCUGUCUGACGAAGCCCAAGAUUAUUUGAAAACACACAAGUUAAAUAAUAAUUUAAUUUUCCUAAGUGCUAAGAGUUUAAGGCCUGGAAUAAAUUUACUUGGCAGGGUGAUUCAUGUAUCCGAUGUCAAAAUAAAAGUAUCGAUGCCUUGCAAACUAUUGGGCAAUGUCAUGGCAUGUCACAUCAGCGAGUCUUAUAAUAAGCUACUCGAAGCUUAUGUUGAAGAUAAGACUGAAAAAGUUCGUGAAUUGUCCCAAAUGUUCAAACCGGGUCAGUACAUAGCUGUGAGUGUAGUGGAACUGGCACCUGGCAACACCAUGCUGACGACCAUGCCUCAACACAUAAACAGUGGAAAACGACAUACCGAUAUUAAGAAAGGUGCCAUAUUCCAAGCAGCAGUGUCAUCAGUUGAAGAUCACGGGUAUGUAAUGGACCUCGGCAUACCUAACACAACAGCGUUCCUGCCGAAGAAAGAUGCCAAUCCCGAAAUAGACCUUGACACGGGCAUGGUGUGCUGGUGCGCCGUGAAGUCGGUGAAGCAGACCGCGGACAGCAGCGUGGUGGCGCUGGGCGCGGCGCCGGACUGUCUGCAGGCGGCGCGGCUACAGCACAAGCCCGACUCGCAACUGCUGCCCGGCAACGCCCUCCACUUCACCGUCGACAGCGCCGUAGACAACGGAGUCAAAGGUUUCGUGUUCGACGAUGUGCAGGCGUGCGUGCUGCGGCAACACUUAGAUAAGGGCAAAGCGAAGAGACCGGCGGUCGGGCAGAAGGUAACCGCCCGUGUGCUGUUUGUGAUGCCACCGAGGAACAUGCCCUAUCUGACGCUGAAGAACGUUUUCGAGACCACGUACCCUGACCUCGAGCAGGAGAGGAAAUACAAGGAUGGGGACAUCAUUGAGGAGGCGCAGGUAUUAAAGAUAACAGGAAGAUCGGUACAUAUGAAGUUGGACCACGGAUGUACCGCUGUGAUGAGCAUCAAGAGAAUUGAUAUCGAAGAGGAAAUGACGGACGAAGAAGUCAUUGCCAAAUCAUAUCCUGUUGGCAGCACCCACAGAGUGAGGGUCCUCAACUACAAUCUAUCUGACUACUUCUAUUCCGUGACGGAUGAUCCCAGUGUUGUCAACGAGAAGUACUUCACCAUGGAGCAGCUGUCCGUCGGCGAGAUAGUCGACGGUCACGUGAAGACAGUCACCGACUCAUACAUCCUGGUCUCCCUGGGGAGGAUACACGGCUACGUCGGCCUCAACCACCUGACGGACGCCGGCGUGCUGCUGGACCCUCGCCAGGGCUCCAAUCCGAAGCUCACCAAAAAGUUUAAGGUGGGACAGCAGGUCCGCGCGAGGGUGCUGUCCGUGGACCCUGCCAAGCCGGCCCUCAUGUUGACCCUGAAGCCGUCCCUCCUCGCAGCCGACCUCGACGUGCUGCAGCGCCACGACCAGGCCGUCAUCGGGAAGGUGUACACCGGGGUCAUAUACGCGAUCCGGGACUAUAUACUGGUGUCGUUCUUCAACAACCUUAUGGCGUACGUUCCGAAGACGAUGGUCUCGGUCGAGCCGAUAGAGAACCUAACCGAGGCCUUCCAUGUCGGACAGAUUGUAAGUGCUUGGAAUCGGCUGCUCAUGGCAACCAUAGACCUAUAUAAAAUAGGCGGGGCGGUGGUACCUACCCAUUUAUUUAUUUGACAGAGAAAACGUAAAGCCAAAGAGAAGCACGAUUCAAUCGGAGAAGAGAAGGAAACCGAAGACGAGGGAGCAACACAAAUUAAUGAGGAAGAAGAUAAACCAAAAAAUAAACAGACAUUAGCGAGCGGAGACGCUCCUGGCAAAAAGAAGAAAAAGAAGAAAGAUAAUAGAGUAGACGGAGAGAUGAAUGGGAGGACAGAAGGAAAGACAUCCGAGGAGAGUGACGCCAUAGACACUGACUUAUCCGAGGAGUGCGAGCAGGUGUUGACUCCGGAGGACCUGGCGCUGCUCGACCUCAGCCAGUGCCGCACCAAGAGGCAGUACAAGAAGAGGAUCGAUGCUAUAUUGAAUGCGGUUAGCGAAAUACACAGCGGCAUUCCAUUACUUGAGGAGAAAAUCGCAAAAAUAGAAGCCAAAGGUUUGACGACGAAAAAUAAAAUGUUGCACACCGCGCUGCACUCCGAGAAACUGAUCAACGAGGAACGCGCCAAGAAACUUAACCAAGGUCUGGAGACGGCUCGACGCGCGCUCGCCGACCUGCGCGCCGAACCUCACAACAACCACACCAAGCAAACCGACGACGUACAACCCGAAGUGAAAGAGAACAUUGAAAAUGAAAACAUACAAAAGAAAAUCGAUAAAAAACGUAAGGCAAAUAAAGAGAACAAAAACGCUAAAGAUGAAACAGAAGUACGCGAUAAGAAGAGAAAAGGAACAGAAGGUGUCCGGAAAACAGAAGAUAGCAAGACAGAUCAGGGGAGGAAGGGACGAGGGGAGCCGGCGGAGAAAAGACGAACCGUGAAUGUCACUGAGGAGCUGCGGCCCGUCCUGCAAGCGCCCAGCGCCAAGGACUUCUGGAGUGGGACACUUGACAGUGGGAAGACCCUGCAGGACCAGCAGUCCAGCAGCAGCGAUGAUGAGGAAAAGGAACAACCGAAGAAGAAACGAAAGAAGCUGUCAGUUGCGGAGAAGCUAGCCAAGGCGCGGGAGGAAGAGGAACGUCUCCGGGAAAUGGAGAAAAGAGCAAUAGAGAGUGACGCCCAGCCGCGCUCCGCCGACCACUUCCAACGAGCACUCCUCGCCAACCCCUCCGCCAGCCAACUGUGGAUAGCCUACAUGGCGUUCCACCUGCAGGCUACUGAGAUAGAGAAGGCCCGUGCCGUGGCCAGGAAGGCGCUCAGUACAAUCUGUUUCCGUGAAGAAGAUGAGAAGCUGAACGUGUGGCUGGCACUCAUCAACCUCGAGAACAGAUUCGGCACUAAGGAGUCUCAACAGAAGACUUUAGAGGAAGCUUUGCAGAUGAACGACACUUUCAAAGUCCACUCCAAGCUGCUGGACAUAUAUGUGGACACUGGCAAGCAACAGGAACUCUCCGCGCUCGUCGACCUCAUGCUAAGGAAAUACAAAAGGGAUCCAAAAACUUAUACGCUGUGCGGGACAGCCUGCUACAAACUGAAUCUCAAAGAGAAAGCGAGAUACGUUAUGCAGAAAGCGUUGAACGUUUUGGAGAAGAAAGAACAUGUACAAGUGUUGGUGCAGUUCGCCCUGCUAGAGCGAGACCGCGGCGAGCGAGAGCGCGCUGAAGCCUUACUCGAACAAGUACUCGCUGUUUACCCGCAACGCGUCGACGUGUGUGCCGUGUACGUCGAUAUGCUCGUUAAGGAAAACGAUAUCGAACGCGUUAGACAAGUUAUGGAACGCAUCACGUCCCAUCAGUUGCCAGCUAGAAAAAUGAAAGUUCUCUAUAAAAAAUGGAUUGAAGUCGAAGAGAAGAUCGGUGAUGAAGGGAAAGCGGAGAUAAUCCGACAGCGCGCCAUAGAAUAUGUAGAAAAAGCAAAGUUCUAAUCAAUAAAUUUUA